This is a messenger RNA of Dendrobium catenatum, 2111 nucleotides long. RefSeq names its product ACT domain-containing protein ACR3. Bases 287 to 1684 code for a protein of 465 amino acids. NCBI's taxonomy places the organism in Eukaryota, Viridiplantae, Streptophyta, Magnoliopsida, Asparagales, Orchidaceae. The transcript has 9 exons. The record is from RefSeq and is a predicted model, not a curated record.
AAGCACCACUGGGUGCUCCCUUUCCCGGGGGCGGGCAACGCCUAUCAGGAACCGCGAGUGAGUGCCCUUUUGACGUCGGAAGAUUCCCUCCACUCUGUUUUUUCUAAUAAAUUUUUUUAAUCCCAUUUCGCCUUCUCCUCUUCGAUAAAUCCUUCUUCUUCUUCUCUUCUGAGAACGCACAACAAGACGAGCAAGAGAAGAAAGGUUGGUGGAGAAGUAGAGAAGAUUGAAGAAAUAUACGUACAGAGAGCGGAGACGAAGGAAGUACUAUUGCUCGCAUUUCACCAUGGUGCAUAUGUGGCCUUAUUUUGAUCCUGACUAUGAGAAUCUCAGCAAAUACAUGAACCCUCCAAGGGUUUGCAUUGACAACUCUUCUUGCAAUGAAUGUACGCUUGUCAAGGAGCAGGAAGGAUUUCUAGUUAUGCCCCGAAUCUAUCCCACCAUCAGUAAAACCAUGAAGGUGGAUAGCGUGAAUAAACCAGGGAUUCUCUUAGAAGUUGUGCAAGUAUUGAGUGACUUGGAUUUAGCAAUAUCAAAAGCUUAUAUUACAUCAGAUGGUUUAUGGUUUAUGGAUGUUUUCCAUGUGACUGAUCAACAAGGAGGAAAAAUAACUGAUACAAAGACCAUUGAACACAUAGAAAAGGCUCUAGGUCCAGAUGGCGAUAUUCUUGGUAUAAAAGGGAGCAUCUGGUCUGGAAAGGCAGUGGGAAUGCACUCGAUUGGUGAUUAUAACAUCAUUGAGCUCAUAGGCACAGAUGGCCCAGGCCUCCUUUCUGAAAUCUUUGCUGUGCUUGCAAAUCUACAUUUUAAUGUCCUAGUUGCUGAGGUCUGGACACAUAACAUGAGAGUUGCGUGUGUUUUUUAUGUCAAUGAUGAGGCUACCUCGCAAGCAGUGAGUGACCUUAACCAGUUGUCGAUGAUGGAGCAGCAACUUAAUAAUUUGCUGCGUGCACGGGGAGAUGAUGUUAGAGGAGCCCGCACUAAUUUCGGUAUGAGCUCCAUCCAUUUGGGUCGUCGUCUGCACCAAUUAAUGUUUGCCAACAAAGAUUAUGAAAGUGAUGACAAACAAAAGGAAAAAUCUAUGACAACUAUCAAACCAGUCAUUACAAUUGAUCGCUGUGAGGAUAAAGGGUACUCUGUAGUGAAUAUACGGUGCAAAGAUCGGUCAAAAUUAUUAUUUGACAUUGUUUGCACUCUGACAGAUAUGCAAUUUGUUGUUUUCCAUGCCUCAGUUUCAUCCGAUGGCCUAUACGCAACGCAGGAGCUAUAUAUUCGUCACAAAGAUGGCUGCAUGCUUGACACGAGAGAGGGGAAAGAAAUGGUGAAAUGUCUUGAAGCAGCAAUACUGCGCAGAGUGACCGAGGGCUUCAGCCUUGAAAUAUGUGGGAGGGAUAGAGUGGGCUUGUUAUCUGAUGUCACGAGAAUUCUAAGAGAACAAGGACUUUCUGUAACAAGAGCUGACGUAACCACAAUUGGGGAACAAGCCAUGAAUGUGUUCUAUGUAAGGGAUGCUUCAGGAAAUCCAGUAGAGAUGAAGAUGGUAGAGGCACUUCGCCGAGAGAUAGGGCAAACUGUAAUGCUUAAUGUGAAGAGAGUGCCUUCCAGCACAAAGCCCCCCAAGUCAUCUGGAUUGUCUAAGACCAGUUUCUCCUUUGGGAGUUUUCUUGGGAGAUUUCUGCAUUAAUGGUAUGCAUCUCUUAAUUCAGUCAUGCCCUUGUAAGAUAGAGAUGACAGGGAUAUUAGUUUCUCACAUUGUAUUUACAGGUCAUAGUGUUGGAGAGAUUAUUCUGUGCGGAAUCCGAAUGUAUUCGGAGAUGAAUCCCGAUGCGCCACGCCACCGGAUGCACUGGGCCCCAGUGAUGUGGCAUGCCCGGAUUCGCCUCCGAACACGUUCGGAUUCCGCACAGAAUAAUUUUCCCUAGUGUUGACCUGUAAAAAUUGCCUUGCAUAUAUAAUUGUAAAAAACUUUCUAGCUUGGCUUCCCUUUACUGCAGCAAUAUUUAUGUGGUAGUAGGGCCAUCAACUGCUGAAAUAGUAUUUGUUCUUCAGUAUCCCCAUUGUACUAUAGAUUUUUGUUGAAUGAUAAUGCCCUAAAUCAAAUUCUAAUCAAA